Messenger RNA from Echinops telfairi (small Madagascar hedgehog), 2025 nucleotides. It is a transcript of the gene GRIN2D, whose product is annotated as glutamate ionotropic receptor NMDA type subunit 2D. Gene Ontology annotation, molecular function: NMDA glutamate receptor activity; transmitter-gated monoatomic ion channel activity involved in regulation of postsynaptic membrane potential. Gene Ontology annotation, cellular component: postsynaptic density membrane; plasma membrane; NMDA selective glutamate receptor complex. The record is from RefSeq and is a predicted model, not a curated record. Lineage: Eukaryota; Metazoa; Chordata; Mammalia; Afrosoricida; Tenrecidae. The coding region runs from base 1 to 2025 and encodes 674 amino acids. The transcript has 9 exons. Gene Ontology annotation, biological process: excitatory postsynaptic potential; long-term synaptic potentiation; monoatomic ion transport.
AUGGGAGGGGAGGUCCCGGGCUGGGCGGGAUGCCUGGCCCGGGGGCCCCGCCCCCAGAACGGGCCCCGCCCCUCAGAGCUGGCCCCUCCCCCGCAGGAGAAGGGCUCCACCUUCUUGCAGCUGGGCUCCUCCACCGAACAGCAGCUUCAGGUCAUCUUCGAGGUGCUGGAGGAGUACGACUGGACGUCCUUCGUGGCGGUGACCACGCGGGCCCCCGGCCACCGGGCCUUCCUGUCCUACAUCGAGGUGCUGACGGACGGCAGCCUGGUGGGCUGGGAGCACCGGGGGGCGCUGCUGCUGGACCCCGGGGCUGGGGAGGCCGUGCUGGGCGCCCAGCUCCGCAGUGUCAGCGCGCAGAUCCGCCUGCUCUUCUGCGCGCGCGAGGAGGCCGAGCCGGUGUUCCGAGCGGCCGACGAGGCCGGCCUCACCGGGCCGGGCCACGUGUGGUUCAUGGUGGGGCCCCAGCUGGCCGGCGGCGGGGGCUCGGGGGCGCCCGGGGAGCCCCUGCUCCUGCCCGGCGGGGCCCCGCUGCCCGCCGGCCUGUUCGCGGUGCGUUCAGCUGGCUGGAGGGACGACUUGGCCCGGCGCGUGGUGGCCGGCGUGGCCGUGGUGGCCAGAGGUGCCCAGGCCCUGCUGCGGGACUAUGGAUUCCUGCCCGAGCUGGGCCACGACUGUCGUGCCCAGAACCGCACCCACCGCGGGGAGAGUCUGCACAGGUACUUCAUGAACAUCACCUGGGAUAACCGGGAUUACUCCUUCAACGAGGACGGCUUCCUGGUGAACCCCUCCUUGGUGGUCAUCUCCCUCACCAGGGACAGGACUUGGGAGGUGGUGGGCAGCUGGGAGCAGCAGACCCUGCGCCUCAAGUACCCGCUGUGGUCCCGCUAUGGCCGCUUCCUGCAGCCGGUGGACGACACCCAGCACCUCACGGUGGCCACCCUGGAGGAGCGACCCUUUGUCAUCGUGGAGCCCGCUGACCCCAUCAGCGGCACGUGCAUCCGAGACUCGGUCCCCUGCCGCAGCCAGCUGAACCGCACCCACAGGUCUUCAAAAGCCUCCUCCCCAACCGAGAGCGCCGGUGGCCCUCACCUCCCUCCUGGUCCACCCCAGGUGUUCUACCAGCGCGCGGACAUGGCCAUCGGCUCCCUGACCAUCAACGAGGAGCGCUCGGAGAUCGUGGACUUCUCCGUCCCCUUCGUGGAGACGGGCAUCAGCGUCAUGGUGGCGCGCAGCAACGGGACCGUGUCCCCCUCGGCCUUCCUGGAGCCCUACAGCCCCGCCGUGUGGGUGAUGAUGUUCGUCAUGUGCCUCACCGUGGUCGCCGUCACCGUCUUCAUCUUCGAGUACCUCAGCCCCGUCGGCUACAACCGCAGCCUGGCCACGGGCAAGCGUCCUGGCGGCUCGACCUUCACCAUUGGGAAAUCCAUCUGGCUGCUCUGGGCCCUGGUGUUCAAUAACUCGGUGCCCGUGGAGAACCCCCGGGGGACCACCAGCAAGAUCAUGGUCCUGGUGUGGGCCUUUUUCGCCGUCAUCUUCCUCGCCAGCUACACCGCCAACCUGGCUGCCUUCAUGAUCCAGGAGGAGUACGUGGACACCGUGUCUGGGCUCAGUGACCGCAAGUUCCAGCGGCCCCAGGAGCAGUACCCGCCCCUGAAGUUUGGCACGGUGCCCAACGGGUCCACGGAGAAGAACAUCCGCAGCAACUACCCGGACAUGCACAGCUACAUGGUGCGCUACAACCAGCCGCGCGUCGAAGAGGCGCUGGCGCAGCUCAAGGCCGGGAAGCUGGACGCCUUCAUCUACGACGCGGCCGUGCUCAACUACAUGGCCCGCAAGGACGAGGGCUGCAAGCUGGUGACCAUAGGCUCGGGCAAGGUCUUCGCCACCACGGGCUACGGCAUCGCGCUGCACAAGGGCUCCCGCUGGAAACGGCCCAUCGACCUGGCGCUCCUGCAGUUCCUGGGCGACGGUGCGGUCCAGCGCGAGGGGACACGCCCCGAACGGAAGCCCCGCCUUCUCCCCUAG